This is a messenger RNA of Cladocopium goreaui, 2698 nucleotides long. NCBI's taxonomy places the organism in Eukaryota, Dinophyceae, Suessiales, Symbiodiniaceae. The record is from the annotation of a GenBank genome assembly.
AUGCAAGCCUUCUAUGGUUGCUAUCUGCUCCAGUCUCUGAGCAACAAUCGAAGGACCUACAUUGGCUUCACCAUGGAUCCAAGUCGACGGCUGCGACAACACAAUGGAGAGAUCACUGCCGGGGCAAAUAGGACCAAGCGAUGGAGACCAUGGCAGAUGAUUCUCUGUGUUUGGGGCUUCCCCAGCAAGGUCCUGGCUUUGCAGUUUGAGUUUGCCUGGCAACACCCCAAUGUUUGCCGAAAUGUUCGAGACAAAGUCGAGCACCUUGAGUUUUGCCAAAUGAGCCGGAAUGGCCGACAGCGCCCUGUGUUUGGCGUGAUGCAAAACCUCCAGGUGUUAAUUGAGAUGCUGAAAACGACUCCCUACAGUCGCUUGCCCUUGCGACUUCACUUCCUGGAUCAAGGAGUUCGUGCUGCGCUGCCAAAGAUGCCUGCGGCACAGGCUCUGCCCACCCAUCUGAACAUCAGCCACGGCACUUUCGAUGACCUGGAGCGGCAGUGUCAUGAAGCCAUGAUGGUGAUUCCGGUGACAAGUUCUGUGUGUGCAAAAUGCUCAGAGACUUGGAAACCUGGAGAUCGCCUGGUGAGCUGUCCUCAUUGUGAAUGCCCACUCCACGUGGUUUGCGCUGCUACACUUUGUUCAAAAUCCACCAACACCAAGAAGUUGAUGCCAGAUGAACCUGCUGAGUGUCCAAAAUGUACCCGCAGCAGCGAGUGGAUGGUCCUGGUGCGCAGUCAUCGGACCUUGCCAAACUCUCCGGAGAUGCCUCAAGACAUGCCGGUGCUGCCAGUAGAAGCCGUUAAGGAAGAUGACAGAGAGUCCGGCUCGGAAGCAGAGGACACUGAUGAUGAGAAUGACGUGCAGAUCGUCUCCCAAGAUUUCCCGUUGAGUCAAUCCAGCGAUGCCAGCGGAAUGGGACGCGAUGCCAAGAGGAAGGAACCACCUUCGACAUCACUGCUGGGCACUGAAAGCCAAUGCUCCGGUCGUCCAGCCAUGCGCGAGCGCUUGGCGGCCAAACUUGGGCAUCUUGGGCCUUUGGCCAUGCCUAGCUGCCAACUUGUGAUGGUUGGCAGCACCCCAGAGUGGUUGCUUGAGAAGAAAUGGAGGCUUGCAGAACCUUCAGCUACCUGCAGCCAGUCACUGGAUGAAAAGAUCGAAGAGCCGCAUGUUACUCUUCUGUUCUUUGGUGGUCGGGAUGAAAAGAAGGCAGCUCAAAAAGCUGGCAGAUCCUUGGCAGAGUUUGCAGACAUGAACUCUACCCUAUCAGCUCGUGAGGGUGAACUUGUCAGCUUUACAGCCCACACGGUCUUCGUGCACCCUGAGGUUGUUUUUGUCACUGUCUCUCUGCCAAGUGAUUUGCCAUGCAACAAUCAGCAGCCUUAUGUGAAGCUUCGAGCUUCUUCCAGUGCGGAUGGGUCGAUUGUUCGCAGCAUUUUGGAACGGGGGCUUUUUGUGAAAGGGAUCCCCCUUCCAGAGUCAGUCCUUUUGAGUGGAAGGAUCGAAAUGGAGACGGGUGAACCUUUGCCUGGUGCCCGGCAAUGCCGCCCACCUCGACUUGCAGAUGAGAGCCAAGGUGCAUGGGUCCAUGUGAAGAAGCACAACUCCAUGUGCUGUGCAGUCAUUCGCUUUCCAAGCUCGGAGAUCAGGGAUGCUGUUCUGGACCAAGCUCGUGCCGCUGCAUUCCAGUUUGCUCAGUAUCCUGGCAUCUCCUUUGACAUGAGACCCCACAAAGAGAAGCUGGAUGACGGAGCCAGGGAGGUUCUCGAUGCAUUGUUCAUUGCAUGGAAAACACCAGAUGGCCGUGGCUAUGGUGGCCGUGGCUAUGAUGCAUCCAUCAGCGCUACCGACUUACAACUGCUGUUUGACUCAGCCACUGCACCUUUGAUGGCUACCUGCCGGCGUGGUGAAGCAGAUGUUGCUGACGGCCUGCUUCGCAGCAAGACCGUUGCUGGUGCACAAAGUGGGACAGGCUCCAGCAGUGAUGAGGUGGUGGUUGUGAGGCUGACUCGCAUGGCACGCUCUCCUCACGUCACAAACCUCCUGUUGCAGUCCCCCGUUCUUGAGCCCUGCCGGCUUCGCGUGCGACAGGCGGGAUGUGACAUCAUGCCACCUUGGGCGGCCGGAGCAAAGAUUUUUGUUCCAUCAAUCCCCAGGAGGUGGCCGAGGCUGGUGUCAAGCUCCAGGACCAUCAUUUGAUCCUGUACCGCAGUGAUGUUCAUCUUCAGGAGGUUCUUGCCGAGAUGCCAUGCCGCCAGCGACCAAAGAUCUCACAUGAGGACAUGGGCAGGCGAAGAAAUCGCCAAACUCAUGAUGAGGAUCAUGAGGAGCCAGUGUUUGUCGUGGUGUGCAACUUGCGCACCAAUUCAAGCCUUGGGCCAAAUUCAAGCUGCGGGCUUUGAUGGAGCCUUGAAAUCCCUUGGAGCAGCAGCAUUUGUUUGUAGAGUUGUAUAGCAUUAGAAUUAGGGGCAUUUGCGGGAAAAUCCUUUUGUCGGUCUUUGGCCCACAACUGGAUCUUCCCUAUGUGACCAUGGUGCCUCCCAUAUGCCUAAAGCUGAGCGAGUGUCCUGCAUGUUGCCACUCCAUCAAAGGAAAAGAUAUUCCCACAGAAUCAUCAUUGGUGAUGACAUGGGAAUGUUCACGGAUGUCUUGAAGUUCCAGGUAGAAUUCCCCAGCUUAACGGGUCAAUUGCAGUUUGACU